Molecule: messenger RNA, 336 nt
Organism: Colletotrichum lupini
Lineage: Eukaryota; Fungi; Ascomycota; Sordariomycetes; Glomerellales; Glomerellaceae
Exons: 2
Coding region: 1-336 (111 amino acids)
Source: RefSeq, a predicted model, not a curated record
AUGGGCAGCCCUGGUCUCGAGGAUGGACUUGCCUAUCGCGGUGCAACGGUUGGACAAGAGCUAUUGGCGCGGAUGAACUCCAAAGACCAAAGUUCAACUCGAAAUUGGGUUCUCACACACCCGUCCUCUCGACUACUUCGUACCAGCGACGAGUGGGCGGCCGGCGCGCCUGCUCGGCUCAGGGUCCUCACCACCUCGCGGCAGGUUUGCAUCCCUUCGACUUACUCUCGAGUUGUUCCCCAAAAUCGACCAUCUUGCGAGCUCACCCAACCCAGGACUACACGGAGAGACUUGCAGCUUGAGGUGUCGUCACGGGUCGCAAUCCCGACAAGCUGA